UUUACUUGACAUAUAUGCCCUCGACCAAAUAACACAGGCCAGGCGUUUAUAGUGUACACUUUGAGGAAGCAGACAUACGCUGAUAACACACGCAGAGAGAGAGAGAUGCCGGCCGGUGGAAUAUUGGAACUGCUGCUCGUCGAUGCAACAAACUUGGGAGAUGACAAGGACUUACUGGGCGACAUGGAUCCCUACGUUAAUAUUCAGUUCAAGAACCAGAAGCUGAAGAGCAGCGUAGGUCGAGGUCAAGGCGCAAAUCCUGUAUGGAAUGAAAAGUUUAGUCUUUGGGUGCAGUAUCCAGACAUAGAUGAUGAAUACAAGCUCACCCUUAAAAUCCUGGACAAAGAUAGGUUCUCCCGUGAUGAUUUUAUUGGACAAGCCACAAUUGAUGUGAAAGAUGUGGUGGCAUUAGGCAUGGAAAAGGGAAAGACCUCCAUGAAACCUUGCACGUUCAGUGUUGUUGGUGCUGAUGGGACACGAAGUGGUGAGAUCCAAGUAGGGUUCAAUUUCACCCCAAAGGUUCUGGAAGGAGAUGGACCAGCGAUCCAGUGCUAAGGUGGCACUUUUCCUAUGGUGGUUUUAUUAUCCAAAUCUGUAUGAUAAUUGAUAAAUAAAUGACUGAUAUAGUAUAUAGAUGUAAUUUUAAAAGAGUUAAAAUCUCUAAUAUAUGAAUAUCUUAAGAUAUUCAA
This is a messenger RNA of Nelumbo nucifera (sacred lotus), 689 nucleotides long. Its product is annotated as elicitor-responsive protein 1-like. NCBI's taxonomy places the organism in Eukaryota, Viridiplantae, Streptophyta, Magnoliopsida, Proteales, Nelumbonaceae. The record is from RefSeq and is a predicted model, not a curated record.